Arctia plantaginis is the source of this 2583-nucleotide messenger RNA. The record is from the annotation of a GenBank genome assembly. NCBI's taxonomy places the organism in Eukaryota, Metazoa, Arthropoda, Insecta, Lepidoptera, Erebidae.
AUGGAAGUGAAUCCUUUGAAUAUAUUCUUUGUUAAAUCGGACAGCAAGGGUGAUAGGUUGUUGUUUAGGUAUCCGUACACGACAGAGAACAAAGCUGAGAAUAAACAUAAAAAAUAUGGUCGUCACAAUGCCUACGCCUUGAAUGCUGCUGAAGACUUGCUGCAGAAUCCCCAGUCGCAGACAUCCAACAUUUGUAAAGGUCAACUGAGUGGCUUUACUGAUGAAAUGCUGUCUACUCUUUUUGCUGUAAAGGCGGAAUUAUGCAACAGGAAAUUUGAACUCAAAGUCAAUGAUGUGAGGUUUGUAGGGCACCCUACCCUACUGCCUUACAGAACUAACAAAGACGACACAGCUACCAUGAUUCUUAUUAAUAUUGUGUUUGCACUGCAGGCUUCAGCAAGUCAUUCUGUUGUAAAAUGCUACUACGAUCUUAGCAAAAGGUUGGGAAAAGCACUAAGACACGAAGAAAAAAGGUGUUCUUAUUUAACUGAAGAAAUGAAAAUAAUGUUGGCGGCUCAUGAUGAAGUUUCAGCUUUAGACAGUGAAGCUAAUGGUGAAGGUGAGGAAGAAGAAGAUAAUCUCCGCCAUUCCGUCAGUUCGACAACAUAUAGCAGUGACAAUGGGAUUGAUUCUGCACCAAAAUCUGCCUUCCAUCUCAUACUGCAACGGAGUUCACUAGCUAGGUCGAUGAAAGCAGUAUUUGAGGAGCUUAGUAGUACAGGUAUUGUCCAGGUUCGGAUUAACAAAUGGAUUUUACUCUCGUUCUGCUUACCACACAAAGCGCACCAAAUACAUAAUAGAGGCUUAAUCAUAGAACCAGAAACGAUAGACAAGUGCUUACAGAAACUUAGGCCUUAUCACGGAAUUUUACUUAUGGUAAAUCCAAAUGAUUUGUUAUCCUCAAUACCACUGGAUAGUAGUUCGGCACUCCUAAGACUGAUAAAGCUUUAUAGCCCGUUAAAGAGCUUACAAACACUCGCUAUAGAAGCUGACUUAUCAUUGAAACAGGUUUCCCAGCUCACAGGUCAUUUGGUGUACUGGGCGAAAGCCACUGUGAUCUACCCGUUAUGUGAGAGUAACGUGUAUGUUGUCGCGCCAGGUGCUAAUGUCCACAUACUUUCACCGCUUGUUGAAGACUUUGCUAAGGAAUUUCCAGGAUUAUGUUUAUUGCAGAUGUUAAGUGAAUUUUCGCUGCCUGCUCCUUUGUGGUAUGUUUCCCGUAAUGGUUGCGGGGGAGGCGGUGGCGGUGCAAGACUGGCUAGAUGUGUCGCUUGGCUGCUUCGAAGGAGAUUGUUACUUCAGUUACAUACUUACGUGCAGUUCAACUCGCCUCACUGGGGACGUGACCCAGAUGGCAAGGAAUACUUCUGCGAGAAACACGACGUCUACAACCAGUCUUGUAGCGUUUCAUUCUCUUCUCUCAACCAAAUGCAACUAAAUGUGCCUGGACCAGUAGAACCUAGGGAGAAUAGCGGCAUAUUCCCUGACUCCGAUGAAGAUUAUCCAACAGAAAACAACCUAAAUCAAACAGAUUUCUCACAUACUAAACCUAUAGUCAUCGAAUCUGAACACAUAAAGUACGAUAAGUUCCAGGAGAAUGAUUCCGCUAAUCAUUCAUUUGACGAUGGAAUCGAUGUGGUGGAUGGAAUAAAGCCGUCUAUGACAAAUGGUUAUAAUUACGAUACGAAUAAGGAAGAAGCAGCACAGAAGAAAAUACAAGGAAAUUCAGUUGACAGUGGUAUAUCAAAUAACAUGAAUGGUACUAAAAGUAAUAGUGACGAUACAAAUGGGGAUAUUGUUAAGAACGGCCAUAUAGAUAUUACCAAAGGCGAUGUAGAUAAAUUAGACACGGAAAAAAAAGGCCUUUCGUCUAGGUUAUCUGAUCUUUCCUUGAAAGAUAGCGAAGGUACAGUGAACAGUGGGAAUAAAGAUAUCAGUAGUGAUGAUGAUAAAUUCGGAAGUGAUCAAGAUAUAUCACCACGUAUAAAAACUAAUGGUUUGUUUAAUGGAAAUGAAAAGAAGAAUGGUGUGUCUUUGAAUUUGAAAUUACAGAGUGAGAUGAGUUUCCAACAACCAACUGUAUGGAACGUGCCAGCGAGUUGCGACGUAGUAGACGCGUGUAGAAUACCCAGCGAGCCGCCCACCACUGAGUCAUUACUGGACACAUUCACUUCAGAGGAACGUACCACACUCGCCAAUAUACCCGCUUCAAAGAAUACUGAUGAUCUGUUGCUUUUCCAACAACCAACUGUAUGGAACGUGCCAGCGAGUUGCGACGUAGUAGACGCGUGUAGAAUACCCAACGAGCCGCCCACCACUGAGUCAUUACUGGACACAUUCACUUCAGAGGAACGUACCACACUCGCCAAUAUACCCGCUUCAAAGAAUACUGAUGAUCUGUUGCUGUUAGCUCAACUGCACAAAAAAGGCUACUUCCGUGGCGAACAGCAUUUAGAAGAGAUAAUGUUCAUGGAGAAUGUGAGCAGGUCGCAACUAAUGCAGCUACUAGACAAGUUUAAAGACGUGCUUAUCACCUUUGAGACUGAAGAUCCAGCAGUGGCCAUGUUAUACCCUUACCAAUAA